Messenger RNA from Talaromyces proteolyticus, 1959 nucleotides. Its product is annotated as dihydroxy-acid dehydratase. Lineage: Eukaryota; Fungi; Ascomycota; Eurotiomycetes; Eurotiales; Trichocomaceae. Gene Ontology annotation, molecular function: hydro-lyase activity. The record is from RefSeq and is a predicted model, not a curated record. Bases 1 to 1959 code for a protein of 652 amino acids. The transcript has 3 exons.
AUGCCGUGUGAUCCGUCCAAGGAAUCCUGCAAGGCUUGCCCUUGUUCUCAGGGUGAACCUCAAACCAUCAACAUUGAAGAUUGCAUGCGCGACCUAGAAUAUUUCCGCACUCGUACGCGGGAUCUAGAAAACAGACUGGGGAUCAACCGGGAGUGUUCUAGCAAACCAAAACCGCCAACGCCCAAACGGCCACUUCGAUCAUCCAAAUGGUUCAACUGUCAAGACGAUCCUGGCAUGACAGCCCUCUAUAUGGAGCGGUAUUUCAACUAUGGAAUCACCCGAGAGGAGCUGAUGUCCGGGAUGCCGAUUAUUGGAAUUGCGCAGUCAGGCUCCGACAUUGCUCCGUGUAAUCGUCAUCAUAUUGAACUCGCCAAGCGGGUACGCGAAGGGAUUCGCACUGCUGGUGGCAUUGCAAUUGAGUUUCCUACACAUCCGAUUCAAGAAACGUCGCGGCGACCAACCGCGACUUUGGAUCGGAAUUUGGCGUAUCUUGGUCUGGUCGAAGUGAUGACUGGUUACUUUCUGGAUGGUAUCGUACUUUUGACGGGGUGCGAUAAAACGACUCCUGCUUUUUUGAUGGCAGCUGCUUCCGUGAAUAUCCCAGCAAUUUGCAUGAACGUAGGCCCGAUGCUGAACGGCUAUUCCGAAGCAAGCCUAUGUGGGUCAGGUUCAGUGAUUUGGAAAAGCAGAGAACUUUAUGCAGCCGGGGAGAUUGACGAGAAAGAAUUCAUGGAUUACGUUUCUCAUGGAACCCCAUCUGUUGGCCACUGUAAUACAAUGGGAACAGCAUCAACCAUGAAUGCACUUGCAGAAGCCCUCGGCAUGGCGCUUCCAGGAUCAGCAGCCAUCCCGGCUCCGUAUCGACAACGGGGCCAAUGUGCUUACGAGACAGGUAAACAAAUCGUCGAAAUGGUCGAGUCAGACCGAAAGCCAAGUGACUUGAUGACACGCGAAGCAUUCGAGAAUGCGAUUGUGGUGAAUGCUGCUAUUGGUGGCAGCACGAAUGCUCCGAUUCACAUAAACGCGAUCGCGAAGCAUAUGGGCAUUGAGAUAUCGAUGGACGAUUGGGAUGAGAUCGGCGCUCAGAUCCCAUUACUUCUGAACAUGCAACCAGCGGGGGAGUUCCUUGGAGAGGACUAUUACCGCGCUGGAGGUCUUCCAGCCAUUAUGGCAGAGUUGUUUGAUGCCGGGAAAUUACAUCCUAAUAGCAUGACUUGCAAUGGGUGUACCAUAUAUGAAAAUACAAAUGGCAAGCAUUCGUGGAAUCGAAGUGUUAUCCGUCCAUUCCAAGAGCCGUUAUUAAAGGAAGCCGGCUUCAUUCAUCUCAAAGGCACACUAUUCGACUCUGCGAUAAUGAAAAUCUGUGCGGUGUCUCCUCAAUUUCGCCAGCGAUACCUAUCCGACCCUAAUGAUCCAGACGCAUUCGAGGGAUCAGUUGCCGUAUUCGACGGACCAGAAGAUUAUCAUCGCCGUAUAGAGUCGAUGGCUGAAAUUGAUGACCGCACAAUUUUGGUUAUGCGAGGCGUGGGACCGUUGGGAUACCCUGGAGCAGCUGAAGUCGUGAACAUGCACCCGCCAGGGCGACUGCUUAAGCAGGGUAUUGAUGCGCUGUUUUGCAUCGGUGAUGGGCGGCAGUCUGGGACUUCGGCGUGUCCUUCCAUUCUCAAUGCAACUCCAGAGGCUGCUGCAGGUGGGAAUCUGGCUAUUUUGCAGGACGGAGACAGACUUCGAAUUGACUUGCCAAAACGACGGGUGGAUAUUCUAAUCAACGAUGAUGAGAUCAAGAGGCGGAGACAGGAGUUAGAGAGCAACGGGGGAUAUCCAUUGUAUCCUAGCAGUACACCGUGGCAGGAAAUAUUCCGUCAGGAGACUGAGCAGUUGGGUGAUGGGAUGGUCCUAAGGAAAGCGAUCAAAUAUCAACGCUUAGCGCAACAAGAUGGGCCACGACAUAAUCAUUGA